Molecule: messenger RNA, 363 nt
Organism: Staurois parvus
Lineage: Eukaryota; Metazoa; Chordata; Amphibia; Anura; Ranidae
Source: the annotation of a GenBank genome assembly
GGGAAGUCCAGAUAUAGUGAAUACAGGGUUCUGGGAGACCAGAUAUAGUGAAUUGCAGGGUCCGGGAGACCGAAAAUAGUGAAUGCAGGGUCCGGGGAGACCGGAUAUAGUUGAAUGCAGGGUCAGGGGAGACCGGAUUAAUAGUGAAUACAGGGUCUGGGGAGAGCAGAUAUUAGUGAAUGCAGGGUCUGGGGAGACCAGAUAUAAUGAAUGCAGGGUCCUGGGAGACCAGAUAUAGUGAAUGCAGGGUCCUGGGAGACCAGAUAUAGUGAAUGCAGGCUCCGGGGAGAUCAGAUAUAGUGAAUGCAGGGUCCGUGGAGACCAGAUAUAGUGAACGCAGGGUCGGGGGAGACCAGAUAAAGU